AUGAAUAAUAAAGAUACAAUAUCAACAACAUCAACAAUAGAGAAUAAUAAUAAUAAUAAAGAGAUUAUAAAUGAACAACAUAAGAAUCAGAAUAAUACAACUACAACUACAACAACAUUAUUCUUUUCAAUAAUAAAGAAUAACUUUCUAACUAAAAAGAUAUUCAAUGAACAAAAGAAACAGAGGUUAGAUAGAUGGGGACAUACAUUUGCAUUGACAAUCAAGGCAUUUGCAACUGUUAGAAAGUGGAAGUACGAUGAUUGGAUUGAUUUGGAAGAUAUGUGUCGCAAUGGGUAUCAUAGAUUACUUUAUGACAAGAUAGUUGGUAGUAGCAGUAGUAAGAAGUCAUCCUGUAUGCGUGUCACUGAGAGUGGUGUAUUGGUACUCUGUUCUACUCUGACAGACUAUUCAUUGUUUGUAGAGAUUUACAAUCGUCGUAGAGAAUGGUUUGUACAUCGUUUGGUGAUUGCCAAUGCUUGUAAAGCUGGUAAUAUGCAAAUCAUCAAAUUGUUGAUGGCUCAGACUGAACCUCGUGUGCUUCCCCGUGACCUUGCAAUCGAGCAAGCUUGUGAAGGUGGUCAUCUCAACGUGUUGGAAUACUUGUUCAAGGAACUGCCUGUCGAGUGGUCAUCUUCUACUUCACCCGACCCAUUCUAUACAUUUCAAGGUGCAUUAUCUCAUUUUGGACGUACAGAUGUUUACGAAUACAUACGGGGGAAGGUGUCGGAAGAAUGUUUUGCCAAGUUUGUACAGUCCAAUCGACGUGGAGUAAUCGACCAUUUUGAAUUGGUUUCAGGCGACACUGACAUUAUCAAGCAAUUCGCUACCAAGAAGAACCCAAUGCAUCAACUCAACAUAUACCUCGACACGUAUCGUCACCACCAUCAUCCCACGACACAACAUCAAAUCAUUCAAUUACUUCUUGAUCGUCUCCAAGUCGAAGAAAUGAUCACCACUGAAGAACAUGCCAAAGCAAGUUAUCAAUUCCCUCCAAAAGACCCCAAAUCAUACCAUUUUGUCACGUUGGAUGAUCAGAUUGCACAUUAUAUUGCUAAAAUGUCGAAAGCGAUUCGUCUUAGUGACGAAUCAUUCUUUGGCAAGUUGUCAGAGCACAGCACCGAGUUUCUAUGCUACCUCUCAAAGAACCACUCAUUUUCCAUGUUUAUAGAACAGGGUUGUACUGACGGGUAUAUCCAACCAUGUCCAACCACACACAAAAUAGCAACUGAAGCAAUGGAGUCGGUUGGACAUCGAGGUGAUCUCACCAUACUCAACCACUUAAUAUCAGUGACUAGUUUAGAAACUGCUCGUACCUAUUCAUUGGCAUCGGCUUGUAAAUAUGGAAAUGUCAAUCUUGUAGCAAGACUAUUAGAUGGACAUGAUCAAAACGAAACUCUCUCUAUUGUAUUGGAAUUUCAAAAAGAGGCAGUUGUAUAUAAUCAAUUACAUGUAUUAGACUAUUUCUACGACAAUGAAAUCUAUACAAACAAAACACAUUUUCUAAAAGAAAUAAUUAGAUAUGCCUAUCAACGUAGAAGUGUCCCUUCAAUUCAAUGGGCUCUCUCCAAAGAUAAUGACAGUAAUAGUCUCAAAUCUUAUUUAUUCAAUCAAAUUAUUUUGCGUAUGGAUGGAAAUUUCCAAUUAUCCUUUUAA
Cavenderia fasciculata is the source of this 1653-nucleotide messenger RNA. RefSeq lists its product as uncharacterized. Bases 1 to 1653 code for a protein of 550 amino acids. The transcript is spliced from 3 exons. The record is from RefSeq and is a predicted model, not a curated record. Lineage: Eukaryota; Evosea; Eumycetozoa; Acytosteliales; Cavenderiaceae.